GGAGCUUGGGCGUGAACGAUCUGUUGACCUACUCAAAGACGAGUGUAUGGAGUCUUCAAAUAUCCGACAGCUGAGUGUAGAACGCGAACGCAGCAUCAGCUGUCGCUGUGCAGUUGAGGCGUUUUCCCCCCCUCACUGUGUAAUCGACCGCAAGACAUGGAUGUGUUCCUAAUGAUCCGACGUCACAAGACGACCAUCUUCACAGAAGCCAAAGAGUCCACUUCAGUGUACGAGCUGAAGCGCAUCGUGGAAGGAAUCCUCAAGAGGCCGCCUGAGGAGCAGGUACUUUACAAGGAUGACAUGGUGCUGGAAGACUCUCAGACUCUGGGAAACUGCGGCUUUACAAACCAAACAGCGCGGCCUCAGUCACCCGGCACCGUGGGACUGGCGUUCCGUCUAGAUGAUUCAGUCGAGCAGCUGACUAUCGAGCCCUUCUCCAUCCCCCCUGAACUCCCCGACGUCAUGAAGCCACAGGACUCGAGCGGCACGGCCAACGAGCCGGCCGUACAGUGAGGAAGAAAGGGGGGCGAGGGAGGGAGGAAUGGGGUUGCGUCGUGGCGAGGGAGGAAACAAUUUGGGAAGCGACGCCUCAGCCGGCUCGUCUUGCGGACAACAGAUCCUGAGCUGGACAGAAACAAACCCGGGUUGUAGUGCGUGCGUGCGAGCGAUGCGUUUGUGUGCUUGCUAGCUACAUUUUCACACACUGGUCACAACACUGUCACCUGGUAGAGGCGCAACAUGUAAACACCUUACCUCCUAUUUAAUUCAGUCCAGUCUUUAUUUGUGCUGCCUUACUCGUGCGUCUGUUUUUUUACCGGCUUCAAUGUGGCCGUCAACCAGGAGAGACAUUUUUAUUAUUAUUUUGCGCUAUUUGUUUAUUAAACUAUUAUUACUACGAUUAUUUAGUAUUAUUAUUUACCGGCUUGUCUUUGGGUCUCAAGAACAAAUUCACGCUGAUCAUUUUCUACAACACAAAGACUGCAGAAAUGAACUAGCGGCCAUGUUUAUCCCAAUGGUACACAUCCUGGCUAAUGUUUGUAGCACUCAGCAUCUUGUCUACUUUAAUCCGCGGGCCUGCUAAAUGUGUAUAGACUCAAGAAAUGUCAGUUGUGGAAGUAGAGGCCACAAUUGUCGUUGACUGUAAACUAUUUAUACAUGGACACAAAUUUUUUUCCUGAAAUCAAAACAAAGAGAAAAGGAGCAGCAAAAACUUUGGCAUGAAAGUGUAAUAUUUCUGGUUUAGAAUUGAUCUGCAACUGCAAAGCCAAAUCCUCCGUGAGUCAUUUGGGCGACACCUUAAGAACGCUUGAAUGAAGUUUUUGACAGGAUGCACUGUCAAAAUUGAUUUGAUUCAAUAUUAAAAUAAGCGUUUUCUCA
This is a messenger RNA of Nerophis ophidion (straightnose pipefish), 1377 nucleotides long. RefSeq names its product elongin B (gene elob). Gene Ontology annotation, cellular component: elongin complex; VCB complex. NCBI's taxonomy places the organism in Eukaryota, Metazoa, Chordata, Actinopteri, Syngnathiformes, Syngnathidae. Gene Ontology annotation, molecular function: protein binding. Bases 157 to 513 code for a protein of 118 amino acids. Gene Ontology annotation, biological process: transcription elongation by RNA polymerase II. The transcript is spliced from 4 exons. The record is from RefSeq and is a predicted model, not a curated record.